GCCCUGUUCCCCUUAUAGACGCUGCUAAAGCUAAGCUAGCUGUCAAUCCACUCAGCAGCAUCACCGCCAGGGACUCUCCAGCCUCUCUUCAGGACCCCCCCUUCUCCUGAACACUUUUAAAACGCACAAUGGCCGUCCCUCCUUCAUACUCAGACCUGGGCAAGUCCGCCAAGGAUAUAUUCAGCAAGGGCUAUGGCUUCGGUGUCGUGAAGCUGGACCUCAAGACCAAAUCACAAAGUGGAGUGAUGGAGUUCAACACAUCUGGCUCCAGCAACACAGACACGGGGAAGGCGGCGGGGAGUCUGGAGACCAAAUACAAGAUGAAGGAGCUCGGCCUGACCGUCAACCAGAAGUGGAACACGGACAACACGCUGGCUACCGAGGUCACCGUGGAGGACCAGCUGACUCAAGGACUGAAGGUCGCCUUGGAUACGUCUUUUGUACCGAACACGGGUAAGAAGAGCGGGAAGCUGAAGUCGGCCUACAAGCGGGACUUUGUGAACCUGGGCUGCGACGUGGACUUCGAGGGUCCCAUCAUCCACGCCGCCGCCGUGCUGGGCUACGAGGGCUGGCUGGCCGGAUACCAGAUGGCCUUCGACACGGCCAAGUCCAAACUGGCCCAGAACAACUUCGCCCUGGGAUACCGGGCCGGAGACUUCCAGCUGCACACCAACGUUAACGACGGGACCGAGUUCGGCGGCUCCAUCUAUCAGAAGGUGAACGACGAGCUGGAGACGGCGGUCACUCUGGCCUGGACCGCCGGCAGCAACAACACUCGCUUCGGCAUCGCCGCCAAAUACAAGCUGGACAAAGACGCCUCUCUGUCUGCCAAAGUGAACAAUGCCAGUCUGAUCGGAGUAGGAUACACUCAGAGUCUUCGACCAGGAGUGAAGGUGACCCUCUCAGCCCUGAUCGACGGGAAGAACUUCAACGCCGGUGGACACAAAGUGGGAAUGGGCUUUGAGCUGGAAGCAUAAACUGCUCAAAUCCAACCAUCCAAAGACGGGAAGAAACACCCCCCCCCUCCUCCCCCCGAACAACGUCACCACACACUCCUCCUCCUCCCUGCCCGGCCCCCUCCCCUCACACACACACACCAACCUCAUGUAGCCCCCCCUCACACACUUCAUGAGCAUUUCCGACAGAAGCAGUCGAGUCUCGGCAUCAUGUCACAGAAACCAGAGAGGAGUCGUGAUCCUGUAAAAAAAAAAAAAAAAAAAAAAACGGACGGCGCAUAUUUAGGAAUUAUUCUCAUUUUUAUUGAUAUUGAAGUAUUUUAUUUCCCUGUAGGAAGAAGUAUAGUCGUGGUGGUUAAUGUUUAGCUCCUUAAAGCUUCCGUCGUUCCUGCCUUCUUUAAGCAUGUGAGGGAAAGAAAAAAACAUGGCUGCAGAGCUGAAGGCGUUGGUUAAAAAAUGGUGCUGAGUGUCUGUUUUUUUUUUUUUUUUGUUGUUUUGAACACGUUCUGCUGCAUUGUGUGGACUACUGAAUCCACAUGAAACACAUUUCAUGAACAUAUGAAGGAGUUACUGAGGCACUGGUGGUUUAAAGGAGAGAACAAAUUAAGGCUAUUGAAGCUUGCUUUACAGGAACACUUAAAAGUCUUUGUAGAUGCUCUGAUAUGAUCUUUUAAUCCUUUGUGACUUUGUUUUUUUAGGUUAGGUGAAAUCAGUGUAGUGGAAUCUUCUGGUAGCUUGUGUAGUUAGUUUGCAUUUCUACGAUAUUGUUUUCAUCUAUCCGCCUCAGCUCGGCCGUCACAGAGAAAUGGAGGAUAUUCAGCAUCUGCUCGGACUGUCGCGUAGGGUCAGGCGUCUUGAUUUUGCCGUUUUCCUCGUGUUGCUGGAAGGAUUGCACUCGUUUACUGUCAGCGCUCUCGUCACAAUAAAAAAGACAACCCCACACACCCCUCGGAUCUGUACUGUACAGCUCGAUUGUCCUCUGAGUGAUUCCGGU
Molecule: messenger RNA, 1950 nt
Organism: Labrus bergylta (ballan wrasse)
Lineage: Eukaryota; Metazoa; Chordata; Actinopteri; Labriformes; Labridae
Source: RefSeq, a predicted model, not a curated record